Sinocyclocheilus anshuiensis is the source of this 3840-nucleotide messenger RNA. RefSeq names its product protein FAM184A-like. Lineage: Eukaryota; Metazoa; Chordata; Actinopteri; Cypriniformes; Cyprinidae. The record is from RefSeq and is a predicted model, not a curated record. Bases 53 to 3610 code for a protein of 1185 amino acids. The transcript is spliced from 19 exons.
UCGUCCACUCUCCAGUCGUUUUAAAUCUUCAUCUCUCAGAAGCACUUGACGGAUGGCUGCCUCUUCCUCAGCAGAUAGAAAGCUCAAGUCAAUCAAUUCCAGUGCACUUUUUGAUUGUUUCAUCCUGGUCAAUAAAAACAAACGCUUUCCAGCAGCAGAGAACUUUUCCCCAAGGUAUACUGAUGGCGCAGGAUCAUCCUUAACCUGUUUGGGAUCGUGGCAGUACGUGAAGAUGGCGACGGGGACGGGCUGGCAGCCGCCGUACAGCGCUGCUCCGGGCAUCAAUCCUCCCGCCGCUGCUUCUGCUUCUGGAUCAGGCACCAGUCCGUCCUCCACAUCCAGCCAUUUACUCUACGAAUCUGCGCUGACCAUGGAAUACACUCAAGAUCUGCACCUGAAGAUGAGUAAAAAAAUAUCACAGCUCACCAAGGUCAUUUAUGCCCUCAACACAAAAAACGACGAGCACGAAGAUGCCAUCCAAUCUCUGAAGGAGGCCCACGAUGAGGAGGUUCAGCACAUCAUGACAGAGGCUCGGGAGAAGAUCCUUCACUACAAGAGCAAGAUCAGGGACGAGGCUGACCUGAAACGGCGCCUGCAGUCCCUGGAGGAAUCCGUGGAGCUGCACGAACACAUGAAGUGCCAAGCGCUGGCCGAGUUCGAGAUGUACCGGCAGCGCGUGGAGGACACACAGCUGUGCAUGGAGGCCCAACACACACAACGCGUGGUCUCCAUGUCACGUGAAGUGGAGGAGAUGCGGCACGAGUUCGAAGAGAAGCUACACUCCUUCAGUAAGGUGCAAGCCCAGUUUGAACAGGAGAAACGGCAGGCAUUGGAGGAGCUCAAGUCGGUCCACCGACAGGAAGUCCAGGAGCUACUGCAAAGCCAGCAGAACCAGAGUGCGUCCUCCAGCCUGGAACAGGAGAAACUGGCCGAGCUGCACAGUACGGAGCUGGAGUCGCUCAUGGAGCGCGUGGAGGAGCUGAUGCAGGACAAAGUCCGACUGGUGGAGGAAUACGAGGCCAAGAUGUCCAAGGCUCAAGGGUUCUAUGAACGCGAGCUGGAGGCCAUGAGGCGAACGCAGCAGCUCACCACAGAGAACUUGCUGGCCUGGAAGAGGACGGAGGUGGAACUGAGGAAGGAGUUUCAGGUGCAGGAGUCAGCUCUUCAGAGGACCCUUUGUAAACUCCGUGCUGAACUCCACAGAGCUCAGGACGAGGCGCGAGAAAGCAGGGACAAGACCAACAGACUGCAGGCAUCUCUUAACAAUGCAGAAGUCACAAUUAAGGAGUUACACAAGCAGCUGGAAGAGGCCAUACAGGAUGGAGAGAUUUGGGUGAUGCAGCUGAAAGAUACAGAAUAUGAGCUGGAGGGAAGCAGAGAUCGAGUUCAGCAGCAGGCCAAUGAAAUCCUUCACAAAGCCAGUCAGAUAGGCUCUCUUCAAGCAACCCAAAUGAGCCACGAGGCCACUAUCAGGGAUCUGGGCUCCGAGCAGAACCGCCUGAAGGAGAAGAUCCUACAGCUGGAGGAGGAGAGAGAAAGACUUCAGAAACAGAUUCAAACACUGGAAGAACAACAGCAUCAGAAGAUCCUCAACUUGGAGAAGUCGCUUUGUGAGGAAAAGCAGAACUAUGAGAUGGAGCUGGCGCGAAUCAGGGCCAAAUACGAGGAGGAAACGGCCUGUCUGAAAGAAAGCCAAGCAGAAUCCUUAGAAGAACUCAAGGAGAAACACCGAGUCCAGCAGGAAAGUGCUUGCAAUGUCGCUGAGAGAGAGAAGAACCAGUUGCUCAGUGAGAUGAGACAACAGUUUGAUAUCAGGCGUCUGUCAUUGGAAGAGCAGAGAAACCACCUGCAACAGCAACUGGAGACCAUACGAGAGGAACUCACUACCAAGCUCAACAUGGCCAACCAAGAGGUGUCUCAUUUAAAGGACCUUGUGAAGGAGAGUGAAAAAAAUCUGGAUAAUGCUGAGAACCACAUCUCCUGUCUUAAAGACAGCCAGGAAAAACUUCUCAUGGAGCUGGACGCCACCAGGGCGAGAGUGAGAGAGACGAGCAACCUGCUCACGGAUAUACAAGAAGAGAUAGAGACCCAGAAACAGCAACAUGAAGCUAGGGUCAUCGCUAUCAAAACAGAGGAAAAACAGAAAAUGGACAAAAUCACAGAGGAGCUGGAUCUCAAGUGGACCGAUGCUCUGAGGGCUGAGCUGAAGGGUCUUCGGAUAGAGCUCACAGCUGAACAUCAGGCGGAGAAACAGGUGGCCCUGACACAACUUUCCCAGCAGAGAGACCUGGAGAUGAUGGCAGCCAGGGAGAGCUGGCAGAGGAAGGUGGAGGACCUCCUGGAACAGAUCUCUCUGCUGAAGCAGAGCCUGGAGCUACAGAUGUCGCAGUCGAAAAGCGCGCUGCAGCAGUUGCAGGCACAGUUCAGCCAAGAGCGCGAGCACCUGGCACAGCAGAUGCAGGAGCUGGCUCUGGAGCAUCAGCACAGAGAGUGCUGUCUACAGGAAGCCCACUGCUGCGCCAUGCAGGACAUGGAUGAAGCGCAACAAAUUGAGCUUAGGGAGCUUGAGGAUCGUCUAAACCAGGAACAAAGAGAGGAGUUACACGCUUUGAGAGAUGCCCACAGACAGACCCUGGAAAUCCUUCGGCAGCAGUCGGACCAGGAGCUGCAGACGCUGCGCUUUGAGCUGGAGGAUGAGGGCAAAGCCAUGCUGGCUUCCCUGCGGUCUGAGCUCAAUCAUCUCCAUGCCAGUGCCAUUGAACACCUGCGACAAGUCCAUUUGAAGGAGAACAAUGCUGCCAAACGACAGCUGGAUGACACUAUUGAGCGCUGCAAAGAACAUUCGAUAUAUCAUGAAAUGCAUUCGCUCAAUGAGACCAUCAGCACCUUGACCAAGGAGUUGGAGCUCAAAGUGAAAGAAGUUCUGAGGGUGCGCAGUGAGGCCAAUAUGCAGAUCAGGGCUCAUGAACAGGAUCUCUCUAAGCGCCUCGAGAGGGAGAUUGACGAGCUGAACGCUUCUCAUAACAGAGAGACCCAGAUCAUGCUGUCAGAUUUUAACAAAGCUCAGGAGCUGCUAAAAGACAAGAUCUCUGCUCUGCAGAUUCUGUUGAAAGGUACGGAGGAGAAGUUCAGGAAUAGAGAAAGCCGACCAGAGGACCUCCAGGUGAUAGCUGAGCUCAGAGAAAUGGUGUCCGAGAGAGAAACUCUGGUCAAGAAGCUUGUGGAUGACAAGAAGUUUUAUCAACUGGAGCUGGUGAAUCGAGAGCCUGGAUUCAACAAGGUGUUCAACACCAAUCCCAAUGUUGGUGUCAUAAACCCCCUUAUAAAGCAUAAGAGUAGAAAACCUGCGAACACUUUCGCCAGCUCUCCGAACCUAAGCGUUGUUGCGGUGGAAGGGAUGGUGGGCGGCUCGGUUCUGCCUGCUUGCCUAGAGUCUGUCCCCAACUCCCCCAUUCACCACCAUGAGCUCAGGUCUAACAAACCUCUGCCCCCUCCAACCCCUCAGCCACAGGCCGACUCCACCCGGAGCCCUCGUAAGACUGAGGAUUCAACUGUAGCAUCAAAAGAACAGCAACCACAAGAGCUAUUUUCACAGUACUUCUCCUUUUAAAUUUUUCAAGACACUCAACUGAAGAGCAUGCGAAACUGCAGUUUUCAAUAGCCCAUUUGUCUGUUCUUGAUAUCUCACUGUGAGUUUGUUAUUUUCCCUUUUGAUAUGGGCAUUUACUUGAUUUAAAAUGAGAUGCACAUUAAUUUCAUAUAAUAUUCAUAAAUGUGUCUUUUCUGGAUGGACUAAAACUGUUGGAAUACUAAUGUCUUGCCAGUUUUGAAAUAAAUUGC